Ictalurus punctatus (channel catfish) is the source of this 629-nucleotide messenger RNA. RefSeq names its product gamma-crystallin M2. Gene Ontology annotation, molecular function: structural constituent of eye lens. The record is from RefSeq and is a predicted model, not a curated record. The coding region runs from base 46 to 585 and encodes 179 amino acids. Gene Ontology annotation, biological process: lens development in camera-type eye; visual perception. The transcript has 3 exons. NCBI's taxonomy places the organism in Eukaryota, Metazoa, Chordata, Actinopteri, Siluriformes, Ictaluridae.
ACUGUUCCAGCUACCAAAUCCUCUGUCGUGACUAAAGACAUCACCAUGGCCAGGAUCAUCUUCUACGAGGACAGGAACUUCAUGGGUCGCUCCUAUGAGUGUAGCAGCGACUGCACUGAUAUGUCAUCCUACCUGAGCCGCUGCCACUCGUGCAGGGUGGAGAGCGGCUGCUGGAUGGUGUACGAUCACCCCAACUUCAUGGGAAACCAGUAUUUCCUCAGAAGGGGCGACUACUCCGACUACAUGAACAUGUGGGGCUGGGGCAACAACUGGAUCAGGUCCUGCCGCAUGAUCCCAAUGUACAGGGGCUCGUACAGAAUGAGGAUGUACGAGAGGGAGAACUUCAUGGGUCAGAUGAUGGACGUGACUGACGACUGCGACUCCAUCAUGGAUCGCUACCACUGGUCAGGCGGAUGCCACUCAUGCCACAUCAUGGACGGCCACUGGCUCAUGUACGAGCAUCCCCACUACAAAGGCAGGAUGUGGUACUUCAGGCCCGGAGAGUACCGCAGCUUCAGGGAGAUGAUGGGAAUGAGCGGAAUGAGGUUCAUGAGCAUGAGGCGCAUCAUGGAUUCCUGGUAUUAAACAAAUCGGAUUGUGUAAAUACUGAAUAAAAUGCUUAAAAAUGA